AUGGCCGCCGAGAUAAACAAAUGUCUACAAGUUCUCAUCAUAAUCACGCAUGUGUACCUGAUGGUAAGUUGGUGCGUGUGUGUGCGUAUUUUGAAAGGAAUGUAAAUAAGUCACUUGUGUCGGGCAUGCCAGUGUCUCCGCCAGCACUCAGCACCCAUGUCAUUGCCUUUUCUUGCAACUUUAGAGUCUGUCCGCUUUUCUUGUAUUCAUCGGUGGUUACCUAAGAACCGACGUCACAGCCCCAUUCCUGGCACGCAUUCUGGCAGCCUUUAUUCCAAGUAGACAUGAACUCAGCAUGGAACUUACUACGAGCCUCAUCGUGAAGGCUGCCCGUAAGUGGAUGAAUUCGCUCGCAGUUUGCAAGCAAUAUCCCAUUUGUGAGCAAAAAUAACUCUCCUAAUUCAUUGCAGCCGCCCUAAUCGCCAUUGGUGUUGUCCUUUCGAUCGUCUGUCUUGCUGGACUCAUCCUUGCUUGCAAGGGAUCGAGGAAAAAGUUGCGAAUAGUAAGUAGUUUUCUUAAAAGCAGUCGAGAUGUAGGGAAUCGUGGCCCCUCAUGCAGAGUAGUAAAACUUGUGUUUCUUUCACUUUUUCCUCUUCCAAGUACGCCAUUCUGCUUGGAGUUCUGGUCGCUGCACAGAUUGUGGCCAUCGCUUAUGUACUGGGACACCCUACCUUGGUGAGUGUAUAAACCGACUCUGUUCCCCGACAGGAGACGACUGACUACAUUGAGCUAUUUUUUUCGUGCAGAAUUAUGCAGAGAAACCUGCCCUUUUUGCCCUUUGAACAGAUUUCGAAAUCUGCUGUCUCCUAUAUGGAGGAACGUCUACCGCUGUAUAAUAAGGACGGUGAUAAAGAGAGCCAGGCGGCUGUCCGAAUCUGGGACGAGGUGAUGACGGUAAGUGACAUUCAGUGUGUGUUUCAUCUUUGCCUGUUUCUGUGCAUCGAAUUUCUCCUCAUGCUCUGCCAUAUGUACUUUUAUCUCGUUUUGAUAUGUAAGCUGGGUAUUUGCCGAGCUGACCAUAUGCAUACAUCUCACUGUGAAAUUUUAAAGUACUAAAAGAGAACUUUUAAAAGUGCCUCUGACAGGAAAAGGGAUUUAUGGACACUGUAGGGCAUGUGGUCCUGUGAUCAAUUUGGAAGACCAGGAAGGCUAUCUGCCUCGUCCGUUAUCACUAUGAAUAUUCGUUAUACUAAUGACUUUCCAAAGGAGGUAUUGAAAGGACUUGAUUUGCACUUUGAAUAAAUUUCCGGAAGAUUUGAAUGUUUAGCUAAAUCUAUCCUUAUCACUUGUUAACAGGAUCACCAUGUGAGUAGGCUGCAUGAUUAAUAUUCACUGAAUAACUCACCACUAGAGCUUUGUGGUUUGCGAUACCGACAGUAGCCGGGUUAGUUAUUUAAUCGGCGCUCCUCACGAACGUCAACCCUCCACUUAAACAAUCCUUUCUACGUUACUGAGAACGAGGGUUAAUGUAUCUUUCUUGAAUUGACCCUUAUGACACUUAGGCAGGUGAGUUGCCACCAGUCCUCAUGGAAGCCUGGCACAUUCUGCGGAUUGCGCGCCGUGUGCUAUAGGCCUAGCUCAAUCAGCCACUGCAUCCGAGCCCACCUCCGGUCGUCUAGACCCUGUUUUGCCAUAGAAAUCCGAUGCGUGAUGGUCUGAGACAUGCGCUGCGCAAGUCCACUACACUAAAAAAAUCAAUUCACGCUCUGCGGAGGAGCACACGGUGAAAGUCGUCGCUCGUGUCGACUGAACUGUCACUUGUCACACCGUAACUUAUCUUUCAGAUUUCAGUACGUAACUCCCCACUUUUGGCACUUGUUGGCAAUCCCUUUGACAGUUGUUCACCAGUUCUAGCUAACUUCGCAGAAUACUGGGUAUACACUAAGCGGCGUAACUCACGAAACACCGACUGGAUUUUUAAAAUGAGCAUUUGGGUCUGGUUCAGUCCCGAGAUAUUUAAGUCACGCCAGAAUGGCGGCUUUUGAAUGUGCGUAUUUUCAACCACCUGGAAAACCUCACUCUUUAAAAAUGACUAUUUAAUUAGUAGCGAUAACUGAUAGUAGAGACAAAAUCAUCCACUUCAAAUUGUCGUCAUCUUCAGUUAAAUAAAAUAGUCUUGUUUCCCUGGAGGUGAAUCCAAGCAGAUAAGAGAAGGCAUGAUCAUAAGUUACCGUUAGUAGACAAAUCAGUACCUGACGUUUAAUUGUAAUUACGCGUAGGAACAGUGUUAGAAUGUUAACGAAGAAGGAAGUACGGAGACCGGAAUGCUCACGCCUGGUUCAUUUGUCGUCGUCUGACUUGAGAUUCUACCUUGGGUCAGUUGAUGAUGAAGCACCGUUUUAUUCACGAUUCCACGUUUCGCAGAGGGGAGGCGAUAGCGACGAAGCAGGCAGAAAGAGCCAUUCUAGUCUUUCGUGUCGUCCAUGGGAACACUCCCACGCACUGAUUGCUUAUGGCUACGCGACCGCAUUUGAAAGUUCUGGACGGGGCAUUCAACUCUGUACGGAAUUGUUCGCGCGCCAUGUAAACAAAGUCUCCUUGCCUGCCAGGUUUGUGACUCACUAAUUUUUCAUUUUUUAAAUCCUAGGUUUCGCAAGAUUACUGCUGUGGACUGAAGGGCUACGCUGACUUUCCAGGUAGGAAGUGAACUCGGUGCAGUAAUGUCUGAGACUCGGUUGUCAGACGUGCUUACCGUUUUCUCUCUUUUCUUGUACAGACCCGGCCAACCUUCCAGUGGCUUGCUGUUCAGUGAAGGACAAAAAACCCGCCAAGUUGUGUAAUGCCGCAAUAGCGCAGGCCAUGUCACCUCCGGUCGUUGGUUGUGAGGAAAAAAUCGUCAAUUUCAUCAACAUGAGCAAGCCCAGUUUCGCGACUUUUCCAAUCAUGUUGAUUAUUCCACAGGUACGAUUCCAGUGCUGCUUUGUUGAGAAGGAGGAAAACUGUUAAGGCAUUGCUGGGAGUGUAUGAUAUGCACCGAAUUCCCAGAAGUAAUUGGAGUUCAUUAUUGGCUCAUCUUUUUCUCAAUAGCGGCCAUUGCUCCCCGUAAAUUAAAAUAGGUAUUUCGACUAUGGCGAGCGAAUUCCUACACGGUCCCUUAAACGCUGCUAUCGCGCUCACGUAUACAGCCGCUAAGAUAAGAUUGGUUUUCACCGGCACUCCCCCUCUUUGCCUUGAACGUAAGGAUAGACUGGCUUUUUAGACCUCUUCAAUAUGCACCUACACCUUCACUUGCUCCUCUGGGUCGGGUUAUAUUGGUCGGACAACUAGGCGUCUAUCUAUGCGGAUGUGAGAGCACCAUCCUGCGUGGUUAAAUCAAGAUGGAGAGAGGUCCAUAUCUAGCGCAAUUGUGGCUCACUUGACUGACAGCAGCCACCGAGUAGACGUCAACUAAGUAUUCCAGAGUGUCGGCGAGACGAUCCAAGUUCAUGCAUCAGCGAAUGCUUGCAACGGUAGAGGCAGUGGCCAUACGUCUAGCCAACCCAGCCUAGUGCUCGCAUAAAACGUUUGUACAGACUCUAAGACUCCCCUGGUCAAAGACAAAACCAGCAUAUAUGUUCACAUCCGCCACGUCGCGAUGAAGUGGGGGCAGCUAAUCGCCAGACACCUUCUUCCCUCCCCCCUUUGCCAUCCUUGAGCCCCAGAAAGAAGUAGAAUCUGAUCAGUGAUCUCUGAACACCCCACUCCCAUUUUGACUUUUAUGGCAUGUUUGACUUUUGCUGUUCUACGCCCCUCCCCUCAUAUUACUGAUUAUGACGGAGCAUUACGUCAAAUAUAGCCAAUCAAUUUGACUUUUGCCGCUUCCAGAAUUGUUUAAACUGAAAUGAAUCCGAGAAGACUUCACACAGCUGAAUGAUGACACCUUUUCUCUCUUUCAGGUGUUUCUGUUUGCCUUCGUUAUUGCCGCAAUACGUCUGUAG
Messenger RNA from Spirometra erinaceieuropaei, 3917 nucleotides. Lineage: Eukaryota; Metazoa; Platyhelminthes; Cestoda; Diphyllobothriidea; Diphyllobothriidae. The record is from the annotation of a GenBank genome assembly.